AUGUUGGAGGCGGUGGCCGUCGGCGUGGCCACAUCUUCCUCCACGGCUGGCGGUGGCGGCGGGGGAGGUGGAGGAAUGGAUAUGUGGCUGCUGGAGGAGGCCGCCGGCCGCACCGUCUGCGAGUCGUCGCCCCGAGCCGCCACGGCCGCCUUUGAGACCUUCACCGGCCGUGUAGAACUGUCGGCCGGGUUGCGGCUGCGGUUGGCCGGCCGUUUGACGCUGCCUCCUCGUCCCUUCGCCGGCUUCGCCGCCUGCGCGGUGGCCACCGGCCGGGGCGGCGCCAAUCCGGGCCGGCGGGCGGGGGUGGCGGGGGGGGGGGGGCGGUGGCAUGGCCGCGGUUGCAGGCGAGAUGGCAGCGGCGGCAGCGGCUGCGGCCACGUGGGCACCGACUGCGGUGGCGGCGGAGAAGGCGGCGGGUUCGUCGGCGUCGGCCAUGGUGGCGCCGGCCGGGAGGGUCGCGGGCGGGCGGACAGGCGGGAAAGGAAAUGA
Molecule: messenger RNA, 489 nt
Organism: Aegilops tauschii subsp. strangulata
Lineage: Eukaryota; Viridiplantae; Streptophyta; Magnoliopsida; Poales; Poaceae
Source: RefSeq, a predicted model, not a curated record